This is a messenger RNA of Talaromyces stipitatus ATCC 10500, 957 nucleotides long. RefSeq names its product pyrroline-5-carboxylate reductase, putative. Gene Ontology annotation, biological process: L-proline biosynthetic process. The record is from RefSeq and is a predicted model, not a curated record. The transcript has 2 exons. Lineage: Eukaryota; Fungi; Ascomycota; Eurotiomycetes; Eurotiales; Trichocomaceae. Gene Ontology annotation, molecular function: pyrroline-5-carboxylate reductase activity. The coding region runs from base 1 to 957 and encodes 318 amino acids.
AUGGCCAUUCUUGGCUGUGGGACAAUGGGAACUGCCAUUCUCGACGGUAUCCUACGGACUCUAACCCUCGCAUCUCCCUCAAGCUCUGCACAGCUUCGGCCUUCCCGUUUCAUUGCCUGUGUCAACCACGCAGAAUCAGUCAAACGGCUUGAACGCCACUAUGCCCAAUUCUUCGGCUCCACUCCCUCUCCUGUGCAGAUAUCUGUUUGGCAGAACAAGACAGCCGAGGCUGUGAAACAGGCUAAUAUAAUCCUCUUGGCAUGUCAACCUAGUCAAGCUGCAAAGAUUUUAGGGGACCCAUUGGCACGCGGCCAUUUCUCGCACAAGCUACUUCUCAACAUCUGUGUGGGCGUGUCCGUUUCUCGUAUCCACGAGAUGCUCUACGGCGGUCCAAAUGCACAACAGCCACCACCUGAGGAAAGGGCCUAUGUUGUUCAUGCAAUGCCUAAUACGGCGUCAACCAUCAGCCAGUCCGCAACUGUACUCAGCAGCGAGGGCAGCGAGCAUAUCCCGCCGGAACAUGAAGAAAUGGCACGCUGGAUUUUGACUAGUAUAGGCACUGUUACUGCCGCAGCACCUUCUCUAAUGAACGCGGCUAGUGUGACGGGGGCGUCAACCAUUGCAUUUUUUGCCACAACACUGAGCGGAGUUGUAAAGGGGGCCAUAGAAACGGGACUGCCUGAGGAGGAUGCUAUUCAAUUAGCAGCGCAAGCCAUGAAGGGAACGGCUGAAUUGGUGUUGAGGGGGGAGCAGCCGCUGAAAGUGAGAGAUCGCGUCAUGACUCCUAAUGGGUGCACUGAAAAGGGGGUCAAUGCGCUUCAAAAUGGUAGGGUGGAGGAAGUUUUUGUAGAGGCGAUGAAACAAGCCGUUGAGAGAGUGUUUGAGCUGGGUAGAGAGUCUUCUAAGGAACAAUUAUCGGGGCUGAAUUUGACUCAGCGCUGGGUUGGUGUGAUGUGA